Molecule: messenger RNA, 1806 nt
Organism: Lampris incognitus (smalleye Pacific opah)
Lineage: Eukaryota; Metazoa; Chordata; Actinopteri; Lampriformes; Lampridae
Product: epsin-3-like
Exons: 11
Coding region: 1-1806 (601 amino acids)
Biological process (GO): endocytosis
Cellular component (GO): endosome; clathrin vesicle coat; plasma membrane
Molecular function (GO): phospholipid binding; clathrin binding
Source: RefSeq, a predicted model, not a curated record
AUGACAACCUCCGCCUUGCGCCGGCAGGUGAAGAACAUCGUACACAACUAUUCAGAGGCAGAGAUAAAGGUGCGUGAGGCCACCUCUAAUGACCCGUGGGGGCCCUCCUCCUCUCUCAUGUCAGAGAUCGCUGACCUGACCUUCAAUGUUGUGGCGUUUGCUGAGGUGAUGGGCAUGGUUUGGAAGCGUCUCAAUGACAGUGGGAAGAACUGGAGACACGUCUACAAGGCCCUGACUCUCUUGGACUACCUGUUGAAGACAGGAUCAGAAAGAGUGGCCCAACAAUGCCGUGAGAAUGCAUUCACCAUACAGACGCUGCGAGACUUCCAACACGUGGACCGUGACGGCAGAGACCAGGGGGCUAAUGUGAGAGAGAAGGCCCGCCAGCUGGUGUGUCUCCUCCGAGAUGAGGAGCGACUCCGCCAAGAGAGGAGCCAGGCCCUGAAGACCAAAGAGCGUAUGGCUGGUGGAGGUGGCGGAGGGGGAGGGGGAGGGGGAUUAUACGGAGGUGUGCCGCCAUCCUACCACCCCGGCAGGCGGACCAGCCAGCCGAGCAUGGCCGUGCUCUAUGGGGAGGAGUUCAGCCGCUCCAGAGGCUCUCCGUGCUCCUUUAACUCCUCAUCCUCAUCGCCCCAGGCAGCCUCAGACCUGGAACAGGCUCGUCCUCAGACCAGUGGGGAGGAGGAGCUGCAGCUCCAGUUGGCCCUAGCCAUGAGCAGGGAGGAGAGCCAAAAGGAGCAGGGCUGUCACCAAGGAGACGAGUCACUGUUAAAGAAAGCUCUGGAUGAAAGUAGAAGAGCGAGCCAGUCAGGGACACAGGAGUCAGCCAUGCUGGACCUGGUGGACAUUUUUGGCGCUUCCUCUGAGGCCCGGCCUUCCUUUGAUGACCCUUGGGACUCUGCCCAGCCGACCUGUGAGAUAAACACUGACCCUUGGGACUCUGUAGCUGUCCAGUCCAGCACACCUGUGACUGGGAGCCCCUGGGCAGCCCGAGCUUCAUCAGCUGGCACGUCUAAUCCCUGGGCGACAUCCUCCACUUUACCCACAGACCUUUGGGAAGCACCACCCUCUUCCCCCAGCCCUGUCAGUCCAGGCCAGGAGAGUCCAUCUCACACUGGGGCUGAUGGGAUAGAUCCCCUCUCUGUACAGGAAGAAGAGGUGCCCAGAAAGGAGGUUUCUCAAGGUUCCUCCCCUUGCCCCAUCAGUCCCAAUGAUCCAGAUCCAUUUGGGGCAAAGUCAGAUCCUGACCCAUUUGUUGGGGUGGAUACAGAUUCUGAUCUAUUAGAGAAAGAACCAGUGGUGAAGCCCCAGGUAAAUGGUCGGGGGACGGCCAGUCCAGAGAUUUUUGACCUGUCCCGACUAGCACCUCCGCUCAGCGCUUCACCCAUACGCAUGUGUCGGACCCCAGAGGCCUUCUUAGGACCCACCGGGGCCUCACUUGUCAAUUUAGAUGCCCUCAUCCCCCCCAACCCCCCAAGCAAGACACACAACAACCCUUUCCUCUCAGGUCUGAGUGCUCCUUCUCCUACCAACCCGUUCCAUUGCGACCAGCCUCGCCUUACCCUCAAUCAAAUGCGUCCAUCUUCUACUUCCCCCUUGCCCCCACACAUGCUCUCUUACAGCCCUUCCCUGCCUCUUCCUCUACCCCACCAGGCUCCUGUCCUCCCCUCCUCACUCACCCAGCCAUCUGCCAGGCUCCUGGACCUUCCCUCCAACCUCCCCCAGCCUUUACUCCCACUUUCUCCCCAGCCCUCACCCCGCAGCCAGACACGGAUGCACGCACACAGCCACAAUCCUUUCCUCUGA